Molecule: messenger RNA, 2457 nt
Organism: Saccharomycopsis crataegensis
Lineage: Eukaryota; Fungi; Ascomycota; Saccharomycetes; Ascoideales; Saccharomycopsidaceae
Gene: PXA1
Product: ATP-binding cassette long-chain fatty acid transporter PXA1
Exons: 1
Coding region: 1-2457 (818 amino acids)
Biological process (GO): long-chain fatty acid import into peroxisome; fatty acid beta-oxidation; peroxisome organization
Cellular component (GO): peroxisomal membrane
Molecular function (GO): long-chain fatty acid transmembrane transporter activity; ATP hydrolysis activity; ABC-type transporter activity
Source: RefSeq, a predicted model, not a curated record
AUGGUGAUUCUACAGAGUAGUAUGAAAAGCAAGAUCCAUACCUUACUUAGGCGCUUAUUGGAAUCAAACAGUUUAUUUUCCUCAAGAUCUUUGUUGUUUAUAUUUGUCUCUUCUUUAGCCUCUCUGUCAGCAUAUGCCGCAAUAAUCUUUAUCAGAAAGCUUAUUUACCACUUUAAUGAAAAGAGAGAAUACCAGAAAUUACGCUACUAUUACGUCCUCAACGACAAGACUAGAUCAGCGGUAGAUUUAUCUAUCAAGAAAAACAAGUCAUUGCUCAAGUCAAUCAGUUUGGUUGGGUUCAACAGAAAUGACUGGGCAGCCACCAGCAAUAAUGUUGCCGUGAAUUUCAAAACAGUUUACAUCAAGCAAAAAGAACGAAUCAAAAAGAUUCUCAUCAAAAGAAUCGAUAACGAUGUGUUUGAGCGCAACACUUUGAUCUUCAAGAAUUUCAAGAGAAGCUUAGUCAAUUCCACCAAUUCCAUUAUCAACUUCAAAUUCAUCAACCAGCUUUUGAUCAUCUGGAAUAUUCUCAUCCCCAAUGUUUUUAAUAGAAAUAGUUACUUGUUAGUUUGCCAAGUGAUUUUUUUGGUGGUCCGCACUUACUUAUCGGUGCUUAUUACCAAACUUGACGGGCAAAUUGUCAAAGAUAUCAUCAACAAAAAUUUCAAAAACUUUGUUGCUGAUUUGAUUUAUUGGUUUAUAAUUGCAUUCCCGUCUAGUUAUGUGAACAGUGGAAUUAAAUUCUUUGAGAAAAGAUUGUCGUUGAAUUUCAGAACCAAUUUGGUCAGAUAUAUUCAUGAUUUAUACCUUAAUGACCGUAUGGUAUUUUAUAAAAUCAAUCAGUUUGGAAUUGUUGAAACCUCGCCAUCAAAUUUGAAGCAAAAUGAUCCAAAAGUCCUUGAGAAUAUUGAUCAAUUUAUUACUAGUGACAUUACAAGGCUUUGUGAUUCUAUCACCUCAUUAAUCUCUAAUCUUGGUAAACCAAUAAUCGAUGUUGCCAUUUUCUCGAUGUAUUUGCGAGAUAAUUUGGGAAAUGGUGGUAUUCUUGGAUUAUUUGCCAAUUUUGCAAUUUCUGCUGUUUAUUUGAAACUUCAUACUCCUGAUUUUGGAAAGCUAACCAAAGAGAUGCAAAGUAUUGAAGGUGAAUACUUCAAUUAUCAUUCGAACCUCAUCAAUAAUUCAGAAGAAAUUUCGUUUUAUAAUGGUUUAAAAGUCGAAAAGGAGAAAGUCACUUCAAUAUUCAACAGGCUUAUCAAACAUAUCUCAUUUGUGAAUAACGUGAAGAUCAAUUAUAACUUCUUGGAAAAUUAUAUUUUAAAAGUGAUUUGGAACUCUUCAGGAUACAUUUUUGCAGCUUUACCUAUCCUUUUGGAUAGUGCUGCUUCUUCAAACAAAUCCACCAGUAUCAAGCAAUUUGUUACCAACAAAAGAUUAAUCUUUUCUUUGGCGGACUCUGCAAGCAGAUUGAUGUAUUCUGCAAAAGAUAUCUCGACAUUAUCUGGUUAUGUCGAUCGGGUUUUCAACUUAUUGUCUCUAUUGCAUCGUUGCCAUUCAUUGGAAUUCAAUUUUAAUGACCAAUAUAUUAACGAUAUAAAGGGCACAAUACAAAAUGAUUACAAUGGCCUUAGAAUGGAAAAGAUUUCCAUUAUUAUACCAAGCAGACAAGGGUCUUAUAAUCCUAAAAUCAUUAAUAAAUUGACGUUCCUGAUGAAGCAGGGAGAGAAUUUAUUGAUAUUGGGUUUCAAUGGGUCUGGGAAAACCUCGAUUGAGCGAGUAAUUGCCGGGCUUUGGCCAUUAUAUCGUGGCUUACUAUCCAAACCAAAUGAUAAGGAUAUUAUUUAUCUUCCACAAAUUCCUUACUUCCUCCAACAUGGAACUUUGAGAGAUCAAAUUAUUUACCCAAUGACAGAGAUGGAAUUUUAUGAACAAGGUUAUGUUGAUGAUGACUUGGUAGAGGUUCUCAGACUUGUGAAGUUACAAUAUUUACUUACCAGAGAGCCUAAUUACAUUAAUGCCACUUAUGAUUGGUCAAGUGUUCUUAGUGGGGGCGAGAAGCAGCGUAUCAAUAUUGCUCGGGUAUUGUUUAAAUCCCCAACCUUUGUUAUAUUGGAUGAGUCUACCAAUGCCAUCAGUACCGAUAUUGAAGAUUAUCUUUAUGAUUUAUUGAAGACUAGGGGAAUUACAUUUAUCACCCUAAGUCAUCGUCCAUUGUUGAUGAAAUAUCAUGAUUAUUUGAUUCAAAUCUUGAAUAAAGAAGGAGAAUGGAAAUUUGAAACCUUGGGUACUUCGAUGGCUAUUGAGAGUAUCGAGAAUGAAAUUUCUAGUAUCACUAAAGUGUUGGGUGAAGAAACCAAGUUGAUAAAGAGGAAGCAAGAAAUUGACUUAAUGUUAGAGAAUGGUGAUGAUGAUACUGACGUUGAAGAGAGUGGCGAGAUUUAUUAUGACAUGUAUAAUUGA